AGCAUGUCACGGUGGUUUGAGGUCAGGUGUACUUACUUAGACCAAUAAUAACUACAUCACAUACAGACGGACAGUGGGAUGGUCAACAUCCUUUGACAGUGUCAGGAUUUCUUGCAGAUAGCCAUUGUUCGUGUUUGUGAUUGUUGAUCGCGUUGAUCACCGUGGACAGUGUUGCUAGUUGUUUUGUACGUACAGAAUGAAAUUGACAAACAUGAUCAUCUGGUUGUAUGUGAUGUUGUUGUGUGGUUAUGGUGUUGGGGGUAUCAGUGACUAUGUGAGCAUGCUGACCCGGGGUCUACAUCCCCUCCCCAAGCCUGAUCUAUCCUCGGGGGUGAAGGAGUCAAUGCAGACCCUGAGACGGGCAGAUAUUACCCAAGUUGCCAGAAUGAUUCAGGAUUCCCAUGUGCUGCGUCCCCAGGGUGGGCUACUGACAGGCCCCCCAGGCCGUGGGAGCUAACGGUAACAUCUCCACAAAGUGCGCGGACCAAACUGCCAAGGUAUUGGAAGCUUUGCUGGCUGGUGAACAAUGGGCAUUACAGAUGAUUGAUGCAGCAGGGAAGCCAAGCAGUGGACUACUUCAGUUGAACCUCAACUUCUUGGGAUCAUACGAUGAGUGUUUGGGGGUCAAGGCCACGGAGACAAUCAACAAUGUCACAGAACCGAUCUUCAAUGGGAAAUACUGCAAAGCCAGCAUCCCUCUUCAGCCCGGUUCCCCAGCUCCAGCUCCAAAUACUCCAUCAUUCUCUGACAUCACCAUUGGACUUUGCUUCCCCAACUCCUGUAGUGGCGAAGAUGUAACAUUGAUUCUCAAUAACAUGUUGGAUCUGGUGCUUGAGCAGCUGAACAUCACCACACAGUUCAAGGUCAAGCGCUCCGUGUGCCAGGAGGAGAACCUGGAGUGGGACACUAAAGCCAUCGCUGUCUUUGUGGUGGCAAUGGUGUUUCUUGCGCUAAUGGUGAUUGGCACAAUCUAUGACAUCGUCAUUAUCCAGCUUCCACGCUGGUACGUGUUGGCUGCUGAGGCAAAUGGUUUGUUGAAUGGAGCUGACACUUACACAUCACUGAACAUCAAGCAUAGACAAGAGGAGACAACUCCACUGAUUGGCGACACAGGGAAACCAGAGUUUAGCCAGCCUCAACCAAGUCUUUGUGGCAAGAUCCUGUUAUCGUUCUCUGUGUACACGAACGCCUCCAAGCUGCUGAGCACCAAACAGUCAGCUGGAAGUCUCACCGCCAUCAACGGUAUCCGCUUCCUCUCCAUGACAUGGGUAAUCCUGGGGCACACCUAUGUCUUUGGUCUGUCAAGUGUAGACAACUUCAUCAGCUACUUCCCGGAUGUCAUAAAGCGCUUCACCUUCCAGGCCAUUAUCAAUGCUACCGUGUCUGUCGACUCCUUCUUCACUCUGAGUGGGCUGCUAGUGACAUUCCUGGUGCUGAAAGAGAUGAGGCGGGCUGGUGGCAGGAUCAACUGGUUCAUGUUCUACUUCCACAGGUUCUGGAGACUGACGCCUCCAUACAUGUUGGUGAUGAUGGUGUACGUCCCACUCUUCCCCUACAUCAGUAACGGCCCUCUGUGGCCUCAACAGGGUGUUGAGAUCAACCAGUGCCGGAACUCAUGGUGGACCAACUUACUGUAUGUCAACAACCUGGUCAAUGUCAAGGAGAUGUGCAUGGGCUGGUCCUGGUAUCUGGCCAAUGAUAUGCAGUUCUACAUCUUGUCGCCUCUCAUUGUGCCGCUGUUCUUUUCCGGCAUCCUGGGCACGAUUGCUGUCUUGGCGUUCCUCUUGGCAGUCUUUAUCACGGCAGGUGUAUUAUCCAGGGUACACAACAUGUCCCCAUCAUUGAUAGGGGGCGCCGGGGCCGGAGGAGGAGGAGGAGAUGACUUCAUGGCCUACUUCUUUGACUACUACGUCACACCGUACUGCCGCAUGGGGCCAUAUAUUGUCGGCAUGGUAACCGGCUAUCUGUUGUACAAAACAGACUGCAAGAUCAGACUCAACAAGUGGCUUGUGGUGUUGGGCUGGUGUGUAGCAACAGCGUCAGCUCUAGCCGUGUUGUACGGCCUGUAUGAUGUCAACAACGGUCACCCACUCACCGUGGACACUGCAGCAUUCUACAACGCAGUUCAUAGGUCGGUCUGGGGCAUGUCGUGCUGGGUCAUCUUCGCAUGUGCUACAGGUUACGGAGGUUUUGUGAACACUCUGUUGUCGUGGUCUGCUUUCGUCCCUCUUGGUCGACUGACGUACUGUGCCUAUCUUGUACAUCCCAUCGUCAUGUACAUCUUCUUCUCCUCCCAGCAUACACUGCUCCACCUCUCCGACAUCAAUGUGGUUAUCUGGUUUCUGGGUCUCCUCGUCUGCUCCAAUAUGACUGCCUUCGUCGUGUCCCUGGCAUUCGAGUCCCCCAUGAUGGGUUUGGAGAAGGCAUUACUGAAGAGGGAGAAGAGCAGCUAAUGACAGCAGACGUGUCACCAUGGAAACCAGCCAUUGGUGAAACUUCUCUAGACAUUAUAUGUAAAUCUUCUUCUGUAGCCUUUGACUGAAGAAUCUGUUAUCUAUGAUGACAAAGCUUUAAACUAGCAAAUGUAAUUUCUUGAUUUAAUAGGUUCAGUUUAAUUAGGCACAUACCAUAUUUAGAGUACAAGUGUCCACUCCUGUAGGUACAUCUCCUACCUUACGUUAAGCUCCCUUCAUUUCAAUGGACAAGUUGUUACAGCGUAAGAUCGUUUCCAUCAAGUCUACAUAUGUUAUUGUAUUACGGGCUAUUAGUGUGUUGGGAAUAAUCUUUGGGAAAUUUUUAAGCUGACCAUAAAGAUGAUGGAGGACAUUGAAGGUCAAAGGUCUUUCAGUGUGAAAUUUGUUCACUACAGCUUGAAUUUUCACAAUCAUGCCUAAACCUUUUGGUGACUGUCUGAAGCUGAAGGUCACAAAAGGUGACAUGAAAAAAUAUAUCUCAAAUAUCAGGGAAUAUAUAUAGUGAUAUAUAGCACAUUAUUUACCUAUUUGUGAAGACUAAUAAUAGCAUUAUCAUGGUUGUGGAAAAUGCCAGGAUCACUUUGAAGAUUAUUCACUCAUAAAAUGUGACUGGUGGCUGUUUGAACCAAAGACACAUGAGAUCAUAUAACAUGAGUCUUCUUGGUGGCAAUAUGGCCUAACAUGGCUUUCAAGAUCACAACAGAUCCUGGUAUGAAAAUGGCAGUAAACUCAGGUAUCCUGUUCACCUUUUUGAUUUCUUCAUAAUAGAUUACACCUAUUUUCAAGGUCAUGUCAAAUGUCAAUGUCAUGUACACAAAGAAAUCUUUAUUAUCAAUAAUGGUUCCUGGAGGCAGCUGUAUGUGACUUCCUUUGAUUGUUAGUGUAACAGCAUCUAUUUUCGGAUUAGAGUUGACUUCUGAUAAAUAUUCAGAACAUUGUUAUUAUUUCUUGGGCAAACAUUUUGGGGGCAUUUGAGAUUGGGACACUUCAUUUUUUAAUGCAAACAUCUUCCUAAUCUAAGCUAUAGAAUCACAGUUUCGACUAAACAGAUCAUAAUGGAUGAUGAGAAAAUUGUCUCUUACAAUGACACUCCAGUACAGAUAAAUCAUAUUUUAUCAUUCACAUUUUUAAAGAUAUGUUGUUUUUACACAAUCCUGAUCUUAAAUCAUGCCUGAUUUGUCUUGUGAUGUAUUAUAAAAUGUGUCUGUAUUGUCAGAACAAGAAAUCCCAGAUAGGCUACCUCUUAAGGUUUACAUAUGACAGUACUUAAGUUGCAUUCUUCCGAUUGUCUUAACAUGUGCCAACCAGUAUACUAAUGUACAGUGUGUCAAAUCAGGAAAUACACCUACUGUUUUUAGAAUUGAUCUUGUCAGACUGUAGGAUCUGUUGUCUAUUGCUUGCUAUCUAGAUCUGAUGUCAUCUCACUGUUACUCUCUCCAGUGUCAAAUCAUCUUCAGUCACAGCUGAUUCAGUGCUUAAUAUAACUGGAAUUGAGUCAGUUAACUCUGUUAACUCUCAUAUUCAUUAGACAGAAGCCCUAAGUUCAGACUCGUAUAGAGUUGAGAGGUCAAACCGUAGAAGGAAACCUCUGGUCCAUUUCACCUCAUUGGAUCUCAUGUCAUGUUGUCCCCGAUCUGUCCAGUUAUGUGCAUGAUAUCCAAUUAUAGUGUAAAGUAUCCCCAAAACAUUCCUAUACUCUCCUAUUUUAAAGAUGGCUGCCAUUAUUUCUUAACGCCAAAGUUAGCUACAGAGUCUUUCAGCCACACUUUCUCUGAACCUCCUAUGACAUUCGGGACAGGGGGUUAGCCUAGUGGUUAAAGCGUUCGCUCGUCAUGCCGAAGGCCCAGGUUCGAUUCCCGACAUUGGUACAAUGCGUGAAGCCAUUUCUGGUGUUCCCCGACAUGAUAUUGCUGGAAUAUUGCUGAAAGCGGCGUGAAACUAAACUCACUCACUCACUCCAAUGACACUGAUGCAACUUUCCCUGAAAGUUUUUGCUGAUAAAAUAAAGAUAUGCAAAGUUUUAUAUACGUUUCUUCAGGACAUAAAACUUCAGGGUCUUACUCGUAGCUUUAUUAUCAAUAUUGAUGGCAUGUUAAUUGAUAUUGCUCAAAUCCUGCUGUCCUGUUCAAGCCAGGAGAGUGCUGACCUCAAAGAUAACAAUGUUUAUAAAUAGUUUUACUCUUCAUCUGAAUGAUUUUAUCAUCACUUUUCAUUUUAUUCCAUGUUGUGCCAUCAUCCGCAUUGUCUUAACUCAGCAGAACGCUGCUGUAUAAUAUCAUUACCUUUCACCUCUAACCUUUUAUCUUGAACUUUUAACCUCUGACCUUUCAUCUUGAACUUUUAACCUCCAACUUUUCACCUCUGACCUUUCACUUCUUGGAUUGUCAGAGACACAUUCAGGAUAUUGCUUCUUAGAAUGUGCUUUAAAUAAUAUAACAUGACCAUUUUUAUAUAUCACAUGACUUUUUGGUUUGACCUAUCACAAACCUAGCUACCUUAUUACGUUGUGUCAUCUAUUGCCUUUUAGUUUGAUCUUUCAAAAACCCAUAUUCAUUACAAACCUAGAAACUUUUAAAAUUUCAAUAGGAAAUCAUGUAUUGGAAAAUGUACAGCUUUUCUGUAUCUGUUGAAACUGAGUUGUGGUUCCUCUUGUUUACCACUGUUUUGGUGGAGAUGUGACUUUUGUCAGUGUUUUAUGGUUUUAGAUAUUUCAGUAAGUGUUUUUGUCCACGUCAACUCUGAUAUACAAAUGACACAAAUUAGUCUGUGAUCAAACCUGCAGGCAUUAAAACAUUUGGCCAUGUAGGAACUUUUUUUAUAAACUGAGGUGUCUGCAUUUGUGCCAAAUAAUUGAUGUUUUAUUUAGGUCCAUGUCUAUUUAAUCAUUUACUAUAAAGAUCUGCCUGUUACUUUUAAUGCAGCCUCUGAAUAUGUCACACGUUUACAACCUUUACAACUUGCCAACUGAACAUACAUAUGGACUAUGUUUGUAUGACUGCCAUGUUGUGAAGAACAUGAGAACAUUUUGUACCUUGGACAUUCAGUAAUAACUUUAGUCUUUGGGGAUUUAUUUAAUCUCAAAGGAUAUACGAUCUUAUGGUAUUUCUCCUGGUUUUUUUGGUUUAGAUAUAUGUUAUGGUUUUUCUCCUGUCUUUUUUUUGUCCCCCGCUGCAGCGCGGAACAGACAACUAUGUAUUCAGCAGUGUCCGUACGUCUGUCCAUCCGUACGUACGUCCCGAUUCUUGUUUAAGCGAUAUCUCAUGAACUGUUGUACCCAGUGUCUUCCAAUUUGGUGACAACCUACAUUGGGGGAUUACACAGACACCAGUUGAUUUGGGUGAUCUUGAUCUUAUCUUCAAGGUUACCACGACACCUCGACAACUUUUCAAAUUUAUGUAAACACGUUGUCUCAUAAAACAUUGUACCCUAUGUCUUUAAGUAUGUCGACAGCAUACAUUGGGUGACUAUGCAGACACCAGUCAUUUCAGGCAUCUUGUAUGUGACCAAAACAUAAAAAGUUGAAAAUAUUUUAUAACUAUUUCAUUCUUCUUUAGCGGGUGGACAUUGCCAUAUUAGUGUCAAACACUUGUUUUAUUUUUUUUAUGUUUGAGAGAUAGUAUGUUGCCAAAUAUUUCACAGCAAUGUUUCAAAUUUUGUGUUGAGUUGAUAUUGUUGGAAAUUGAUUGUGUUUACUGUAGGCAGGUGCAGUGGGGUAGCCUAGUGGUUAAAGCGUUCGCUCGUCACGCCGAAGACCCUGGUUUGAGUCCCCACAUGGGUACAAUGUGUGAAGCUCAUUUCUGUGUCCCCUGCUGUGAUGUUGCUGGAAUAUUGCUAAAAGCGGUGUAAAACCCAACUCACUCACUCACUACUGUGGGCAAAUUGUAACUGGCAUGUGAUAUAUAGUCUUUGAUUGAAUAAUAUAUGUACCUACAAACACAUAACCUAUAUGGCACACAGUUUAUCUAGAGCUAUUUUCAAUCCACCUUAGUGAGUAUGAUUAAUAUUUGCUGGUCGUUAUAACUGUGCCAUGUUUAUUUGUCUGUCUUUUGUCUCGUACGUUUAGUCAGGAUUGCUUUAUUAUUAUAGUUUACACAACUUUCAUAUGAACAAGUCAGUUUUUUCUGGAUUCCAAGAAUCAAUUUUAUCCUAAAUAAUGAAUUUCUCUAUAAGAGCUUUCCAGUGUUUUAUGUUUGUUUCCACUCUCGGUUGGUUGUAUUUAUAUUGUUUCUCUCUACACUCUUAAGUGUUUAUAUUUAUACUGCCUUUCUCAGCUGUUAGUUGUAUAUAUUUAUGCUACUUUUCUCCAUGCUCAGUAGUUUAUAUUCAUGUUGCUUUUCUCCACUCUCAGUAGUUUAUAUGUAUGCUGCUUUUCUCCACUCAGUAGUGUAUGUUUAUGUGGCUUUUCUCGUCUCAGUAGUGUAUGUUUAUGUGGCUUUUCUCCACCAGUAGUUUAUGGUUAUGCUACUUUUACUUAACUCUCAGUUGAUAUAUCUAUGCUAAUUAUACUGCUCCAUAUGUUUACCAGAGACAGAAUCCUUCCCCAGUGUUUCUGACAGCUAGAAUCUUUCCACAAUUUUUAUUUGCAUUUUUCUAGCUGUACUUCUCAGUGCUUGAGAGCAACAUACAUAUAAGGUUACAACCAUUUUGUAUUCUUUAGAGAUGGAGAUGGGGAUAUUUGUUGUUGUUACUUAAUAUUUUUUUCAGCCAGUUGUUUAAUGUUUUACUCUGAAGAUAGAAGCCAAACUGGUGCUUUGGACACCAGGCACCACCUUCAGAGUCAAGAAAUACAUGUCUAGGCAUCUGCUGUUCAUAGCUGUUAACUUGUCUUUCCAGCAAGAUGUACUUAUAGUUUUCAAGAUUUAUUGUGUCAUAGUUUGUGUAUGCAGUUCAAUUAUAUUUCACAAUAAAAUAUUUUCCUCUU
Molecule: messenger RNA, 7395 nt
Organism: Haliotis rubra (blacklip abalone)
Lineage: Eukaryota; Metazoa; Mollusca; Gastropoda; Lepetellida; Haliotidae
Product: nose resistant to fluoxetine protein 6-like
Molecular function (GO): acyltransferase activity, transferring groups other than amino-acyl groups
Source: RefSeq, a predicted model, not a curated record